Messenger RNA from Sclerotinia borealis F-4128, 795 nucleotides. The record is from the annotation of a GenBank genome assembly. NCBI's taxonomy places the organism in Eukaryota, Fungi, Ascomycota, Leotiomycetes, Helotiales, Sclerotiniaceae.
AUGGCCACUCCUUACAUUCCAUAUCGCCUUGAUGGGAAAGUGGCUCUCGUAACGGGCUCCGGCCGUGGUAUUGGUAAGGCUAUGGCCGUUGAGCUCGGUCGAUUGGGUGCCAAGAUUGUCGUCAACUACGCAAACUCAGCCGAGUCGGCUGAGGAAACUGUCGCCGAGAUCAAAGCUCUAGGAUCUGACGCAGUUGCCUUCAAAGCCGACGUUCGUCAGGUUCCUCAGACCGUCAAGCUAUUUGAUGAUGCGGUUGCUCACUUUGGUGGGUUAGACAUCGUGUGCAGCAACUCGGGGGUGGUCAGCUUUGGACACUUGGGAGAUGUGACUGAGGAAGAAUUCGAUCGUGUAUUCAGCUUGAACACGCGCGGACAGUUCUUCGUUGCCCGCGAGGCAUACCGACACCUCAAUGAGGGCGGACGUAUCAUUUUGAUGUCAUCCAACACCGCAAAGGAAUUCACUGUACCCAAGCACUCAUUGUAUGCUGCUUCUAAGGGUGCCAUUGAUUCCUUUGUGCGGGUCUUCGCUAAAGACUGUGGUCACAAAAGAAUUACUGUCAAUGCCGUAGCACCUGGUGGUACUGUCACCGAUAUGUUUCACGCCGUAUCCCAGCACUACAUCCCCAAUGGCGAGAAAUACACACCCGAAGAGCGACAGCAGAUGGCGGCACAUGCGUCACCGUUGGUUCGGAAUGGAUAUCCAAUUGAUAUUGCACGGGUUGUUUGUUUCUUGGCUAGCAACGAGGCCGAAUGGGUUAACGGGAAGAUUCUUACGCUUGAUGGCGGUGCUGCAUAA